ACUAGAUCGGAACUAAGUUAGUCCAGGCGGCAAACGUUGGGCUUACGGUGGUGGUGGUGGAAGGGUAAAAAAAAAAAAAAAAAAAAAAAAAUUAAGAAAUUUUAUAAUAUUUUUUCACCGCCCGCUUAAAAUUUCAUUGAAAAACCCCUCCAUAAUUCCGUGCGUUUCCCCUCCAUGCCCAUAACCUCCCCUCUGAUCAUCCCGCAUCGUCCCUAAACAUUUUUUCCUCCCACAACCAUCAACUGCAAUUUGUGAUCCCAUUCAGUUGAACAGAAAAUUUCUAAGAUGGCGGAAGAAAUCUACGACGGUGCCAUUGGUAUCGAUUUGGGCACAACCUACUCCUGUGUCGCUAUCUAUGAGGGCAACAAUGUCGAAAUCAUUGCCAACGAGCAGGGUAGCUUCACUACGCCAUCAUAUGUCUCCUUCAACGAGAAGGAGCGAUUGAUUGGUGAGGCUGCAAAGAACCAGGCCGCCAUGAACCCGCGGAAUACGGUCUUCGAUGUCAAGCGUCUAAUUGGACGACCCUUCUCCGACCCCAUCGUUAAGAAGGAUAUCGAAUCAUGGCCCUUCAAGGUCGUCGAGCAGGGCACCAACCCCGUCGUCCAGGUCGAGUACCUAGGUGAGACCAAGACUUUCUCGCCUCAGGAAAUCUCUGCCAUGGUCCUUAUCAAGAUGAAGGAGAUCGCCGAGGUUAAGCUUGGCAAGAAGAUUGAAAAGGCCGUUAUCACAGUCCCAGCCUACUUCAACGACAACCAGCGUCAAGCGACCAAGGAUGCCGGUUCUAUUUCGGGCCUGAACGUGCUCCGUAUCAUCAAUGAGCCUACCGCCGCUGCCAUUGCUUACGGCCUAGGCGCUAACAAAUCCAACAAGGAGCGCAACGUCCUUAUCUACGAUCUUGGUGGUGGUACUUUCGAUGUGUCCCUUCUAAACAUCCAAGGUGGUGUCUUCACCGUUAAGGCUACUGCCGGUGAUACCCAUCUUGGUGGACAGGACUUCGACACCAACCUCCUUGACCACUGCAAGAAGGAGUUCUCUCGUAAGACCAAGAAGGACAUCUCGGGUGACCCGCGAGCACUCCGACGACUGAGAACUGCUUGUGAACGUGCCAAGCGUACUCUAUCCAACGGUGCACAGACCACCAUUGAAAUCGACUCACUCUUCGAUGGCGACGACUUCUUCCUACAGAUCACUCGUGCUCGUUUCGAGGACCUGAACGCCAAGGCCUUCAAUGGUACCUUGGAGCCUGUUGCCCAGGUCCUUAAGGAUGCUGGUGUCGAGAAGAGCGCCGUUGACGAGAUUGUGCUUGUUGGUGGCUCCACCCGUAUCCCCAAGAUCCAGAAGUUGCUUAGCGACUUCUUCGAUGGCAAGAAGCUCGAGAAGAGCAUCAACCCUGACGAGGCCGUUGCAUAUGGUGCUGCCGUUCAGGCCGGUAUACUCUCUGGCAAGGCUACUUCUGCCGAUACCUCCGACCUCCUCCUCUUGGAUGUCGUUCCCCUAUCCCUUGGUGUUGCCAUGGAGGGCAACAUCUUCGCUCCCGUUGUGACUCGCGGCCAAACCGUCCCGACCAUUAAGAAGCGCACCUUCACCACUGUUGCCGACAACCAGCAGACUGUUCAAUUCCCCGUUUACCAGGGCGAACGUGUCAACUGCGAGGACAACACCUCUUUGGGAGAGUUCACUUUGGCACCCAUUCCUCCCAUGCGUGCCGGUGAGGCUGUCCUAGAGGUCGUCUUCGAGGUCGACGUCAACGGUAUCCUCAAGGUUACUGCUACUGAGAAGACAUCCGGUCGCAGCGCUAACAUUACUAUUUCCAACUCCGUCGGCAAGCUCUCGUCUGCCGAGAUUGAGACUAUGAUUAGCGACGCCGAAAAGUUCAAGAACAGCGACGACGCUUUCAGCAAGCGAUUCGAGGCUAAGCAACAGCUCGAGUCUUACAUCAGCCGGGUCGAAGAGAUCAUCUCUGACCCGACAAUGUCCCUUAAGUUCAAGCGUGGCCAGAAGGACAAGAUUGAGCAGUCUCUCAGUGAUGCCAUGGGUCAGCUUGAGAUCGAAGACUCUUCAGCCGACGACUUGAAGAAGAAGGAGCUUGCGUUGAAGAGAUUGGUGACCAAGGCCAUGUCCUCGCGAUAAGCAUAUCCUCUCCUUGUUUUACGGAUUUAAUCAAGGGAUAUAGAUGGGUGGCUGCUUAGAUUCCCCCGAGUCCUCUAGGUGGCUCUAGUACCCAUCUACGCUAUGGAAAGGCAAUGGUAUCUGGAAGUUGGGGGGAAAAGGACGCGGUGUUUUAGCUCGGCUUAAUGAGACACGAGGCGAACACAAAAGUCUUCCGGGGUGGUUUCUACACUUCUGGGCAUUUACUAACACCAUAUCUUACCGUUCUCUUCCGAACAGAAAACAACCAUAUACUGGUUGAUGGCGUAUAUGCAUGUAGACUAGGGAAAAGAAGUGGUCCGAUAGGGAUGAACUCUGCAUGAAAUUUAAUGGUUUUCACUUUAUAUGAGUUGAAUCCGAUGAUUUGUUUUAGGUGACCUAGGUACUUGAAUAUCUCAGAUAUGGCUUGAUGUAGUUUAUUUUCUA
Messenger RNA from Hypoxylon fragiforme, 2574 nucleotides. RefSeq names its product hsp70-like protein. The transcript has 5 exons. Bases 286 to 2130 code for a protein of 614 amino acids. Lineage: Eukaryota; Fungi; Ascomycota; Sordariomycetes; Xylariales; Hypoxylaceae. Gene Ontology annotation, cellular component: nucleus; plasma membrane; cytosol. Gene Ontology annotation, molecular function: ATP-dependent protein folding chaperone; ATP binding; heat shock protein binding. The record is from RefSeq and is a predicted model, not a curated record. Gene Ontology annotation, biological process: protein refolding; vesicle-mediated transport; cellular response to unfolded protein.